This is a messenger RNA of Lachancea mirantina, 1389 nucleotides long. Lineage: Eukaryota; Fungi; Ascomycota; Saccharomycetes; Saccharomycetales; Saccharomycetaceae. The record is from the annotation of a GenBank genome assembly.
AUGGGAAGGACUUCAAUGGGUAUUCCGGAUGACUUGAGAGUCGAAAUUGACAAUAAGGGGAGUAAUGUUGGUGAUGAAAACGUUCGAGAAUCGUUACAGAGGCUUGAAUUUCAACGGAAACAUCGAUUAUCAGUUUUACCCACUAUGGAUGAUGAAGUGCAGAAAACAUUAAAAUUGCUUGAUGAGCCGGUACAAGUGACAGGCGAAGAUGCAGCAGCUCGUAGAAGUCGGUUAGCAGCUUUGCUGGCGUCGAAUCCUGAGAUUUUUCAGCGAUUUAUGAAGUCUAGAAAUGGUGAAACAUCGAUUUCAGAAGACGAUGGUGAUGACGAGGAAGAGUUUUAUACACCUGGGUCCUACGAUUUAGUCGAAGCAAGGAGGUUCAUGAUCAAGUUUUCGAUAGCUAGGGCUCGAAAACGGCUCGAAAACCAACGGUUAAUGUACAAGACAUUACCACAGACAAUUAUACUGCAUAGAAGACAAAUUUACGAGAAGUUACAACAUUUCCGACUGAAUGCGUCCCAGGUGGCCUCGUCGAGGCCAGUCUCGGUCGUACGGGUCGCUCCGACUGGCAAUCUUGUGGCCUGUGCCUCUUGGGGUGGAGAAAUUAAGUUACUUGACUCAGAAACAUUACAAAUUACCACUGAAUCGCCAAAUUCGCAUACGGACAAAAUUGGCGGUUUGGACUGGAGUGUUGAUGGAAGACGUCUGGUGACGGGUGCAGCAGAUCGACUUGUCAAAGUUUGGGACGUUGACGGCGAAAAUUUGAAAGAAAGAGCAAUAUUGCGAGGCCACGAGUCUCGUGUGGCCAGAGUACGAUUCCAUCCAAGUGACAGAUUUGUUGGCAGUGCUUCCUUUGACAAGACAUGGAGGUUAUGGGACGUUGAAAGGGCCACGGAAUUACAAUUACAAGAGGGACAUAUGAAAGAAGUGUAUUGUAUCGCGUUCCAAACGGAUGGGUCACUGGCGUGUAGCGCAGGAAUGGACGCUCUAGGUUUGGUGUGGGAUAUUAGGUGUGGUAAUUCGAUAAUGUCUUUGGAUGGCCAUUCCAGGCCAAUCUACGGUUUGGAUUGGUCUCCUAAUGGAUACCAACUGGCUACGGGAAGUGCAGAUGGAACCAUUAAAAUUUGGGAUUUUCGAGUCAAAACAUGCUUAGAAUCGAUUUUAGCACAUAAAAAUAUCGUGUCAGAGGUCAAAUUCGAUCCAAGCGCAGAGUUUCUGAUUUCCAGUUCUUAUGAUAGAAAGGUUAAUGUCUUUAGCGCCGAUAAUUGGCAUAAAGUGGCAUCACUCGAGGGACACACGGACAAGAUUAUGUGCGUGGACUUGGCACCCGACUCCAAGACCAUAGUUAGUAGCGGAUGGGACCGAUCAGUGAAAACUUGGAAGCUUUAA